AUGGCAACGGAUAUCGUUCUUGCCGUUUUAUCCCCUGUUGUUGAGCAUACAAUUGGUCCCAUUAAAACACACAUUUGUUAUGCAUUAUAUUGCAAGAGCAACCUUCAAAAUCUGAAGGAGGAAGUUGACAAGUUGAAGACUGCGCGAGAAAGUUUGCAACACAGGAUGGAUGAGGAAACAAGAAACGGGAAAGUGAUCGAAGAGUGUGUUCGGAAGUGGCUUCUUCAGGUGGAUGGUAUCAUUCAUAAGAUGGAAAGGGAACCUGCAGAAGAUGAAGACCCAGCAAAGAAGAAGUGCUUCGGUGGAUUGUGUCCAAAUUUCAAAUCACGCUACCAGCUUGGCAAGAAAGCAAAGGAGGAACUAGCAACAGUUACAACUACACUUGUUGAACAGCCCAACUUUAGUUCAAUUUCUUACCGUGCUGCACCGGAGAUGGGCGUCAUUUCUACCAAAGGUUACCAGGCCAUGGAAUCAAGAAUGCCAAUUUUCAAAGAUGUUAUGAAUGCCUUAAAAGUUGCUGGUGUGAAUAUGGUUGGGGUUUAUGGAAUGGGCGGUAUAGGCAAAACCACGUUGGCGAAAGAGGUCGCUAGAGAAGCAACAGAGAACAAGUUAUUUGACAAGAUGGUUUUUGCGAGUGUCACCAGGACCCCGGACAUCAUGAAGAUUCAAGGCGAAAUUGCAGAUCAGCUUGGCUUGACAUUUGAUGAGGAAAGUGAAUGGGGAAGAGCAAAUCGAUUACGUGAGAGGUUAACAAAAGAGAAGAAGAUUCUUAUUGUUCUAGACGAUUUAUGGAAGAAGGUUGAUUUAGAGGCAGUUGGGAUUUCGCUUCAGGAUGAACAGAAGGAAUGCAAGAUGCUUCUGACAUCAAGAGAAUAUGAUGUUUUAUCGAGUGGAAUGGAUGUUCGGGAGAAAUUCUCAAUUAGUGCUUUAAAUGAAGAAGAAGCUUGGGACCUAUUCAAGACGACAGCAGGUGGUAAUGUUGAGGAUCCACAAGUGCAACCCAUAGCACUUAAGAUCGCAACAAAAUGUGCAGGUUUGCCCGUGGCCAUUGUAACCAGUGCUAAGGCUUUAAAGGAUAAGAGCUUGCCGGAGUGGAAGGAUGCAUUGCGAGAACUGGAACGACCAUCCCCAACAAACUUUACAGGAGUGCAAGGGGAAGUGUAUAGCGCCAUAGAACUAAGUUAUAAGCAUCUUGGAAGUGACGAUUUAAAGUCAACUUUCCUUCUUUCCAGUCGAAUGGGUUACAAUGGCUCCACUGAAAACUUGUUGAAAUAUGGUAUGGGGGCAGGUUUGUUUUCUGAUGUUGCUACAGUAGAAGAAGCACGAAAUAGAUUGCAUUCACUGGUUCAUAAACUAAAGGCCUCUUCUUUGUUGCUUGAUACUGAUACUAGCAAGCAAUUUUCUAUCCAUGAUGUUGUUCGUGAUGUUGCCAUAUCAAUUGCCUACAGGGACUGCAAUGUAUUUGUGAAAAGUGAUGCGGUUGAAUUGAAAUGGCGUGAUAAGGAUUCAUUAAAGAAGUGCUCAGAAAUUUGGUUGCAUUGUAAUUGCAUUGGGCUUCCUGAAGAUCUGAAAUGCCCGAAGCUCAAGGUUUUUAUUGUGAACAGUGGAGAUCCUUCAUUGGAAAUAUCUCAAAAACUUUUUGGGGGAAUGCAAAAACUUAAGGUUUUGGGUUUGUCUAAUUUGUCUUUUUCAUCCUUGCAUUCGUCUCUUCAUUUACUGAAAAACCUUCGCUCACUAUGUCUUCAUCAAUCUUCAUUGGGAGAUCAGAUAGCAGUUGUUGGGGAGCUAAAGAAAUUGGAAAUCCUCAGCUUUGUGAAAUCUGAUAUUAAACAUUUGCCAAGAGUAAUAGGGCAAUUGACCAAGCUAAAAUUGUUAGAUUUGAGCGAUUGUUCUGAACUUGAAAUGAUUGCACCAAAUGUUAUUUCAAGUUUGUCAAUGUUAGAAGAAUUGUGUAUGGGCAACAGUUUUCAUCAUUGGGAUACUGAGGGAAAACAUAAUGCUAGUCUUGUUGAGUUGGAACAUUUGUCUCACCUGACUAAUUUAGACAUACAUGUUCCAGAUUAUCGUGUUAUGUCAAAAGACUUGUUCUCUCGAAACUUGGAAAGAUAUAGAAUAUUUGUAGGAGAUGUUUGGGAUUGGGAAGGUGCUUAUGAAACCUCAAGAACAUUGAAGAUCAAGCUCAAAGAUAGAGCUUACCGUUUGGAGCUGGGAAUUUUGAUGUUGUUGCAGAAAACUGAAGAUCUAUAUAUACUUGAAUUGAAUGGUGUUAAAAGUGUUAUUUGUGAAUUGGAUAGAGAAGGUUUUCCGCUUUUGAAGCACCUCCAUCUACAUAAUAGUCCAGAUAUUCAAUAUAUUAUUAACAUGAUGGAUGAGGUACCUUCUAACAUCCUUCUCUUUCCCAUGUUGGAGUCACUGUUUCUGUAUAAUUUGGUAUCCUUGGAGAAGAUUUAUCAUGGCAUACCGAGGACACAAUCUUUUGGCAAACUACAAAGCUUAGAGGUUGAAAAUUGUAACAAAUUGAGAAACCUCUUCUCACUCUCCAUGGCUCAAGGCCUUUCGCAGCUUCAAAGCAUCAAAAUAACCUCUUGCCUAAACAUGGAAGAGGUUGUUGCCGAGGAAACUGAAGAAUUUGACGGCAGGAAUGAAGGAAUUGAUGCGAUGGAGUUUACUCAAUUGCACUUCAUAUCGUUACAAUAUUUACCACGUCUCAGUAAGUUCUACUCCAAAGAAAAGACAUCUUGUGUAUCUGAAACACAAUCAAAAUCAUUGAUAGCAGACGUGAGAUUCAGAGAAAUCAUCUUGAAUGAUGAGCUGCUGCAGACUCCUACGCUACUUUUCGAGAAUAAGAUCGUGUUUCCGAAAUUGGAGGAGAUGAAUUUGGGCUCGAUCAACACUGACAGGCUAUGGAAUGGCCAGCUUCCAGCAGUUUCCAUUCAAAAUUUGCAAAGAUUGGUUGUGGCUGAAUGUGAAAAUCUGAAAUAUAUAUUUUCUUCAUCUAUGGUGAAAAGUCUAGUGCAACUCAAGCAUCUUACAGUACGUAAUUGCAAGUCACUGGAAGAGAUAGUAGUGGCUGAAGCAUCAACUGAAGAAGAAAUAAUGAGUAAGAUGUUGUUCCCGAAACUAGAAGGGAUUGCGCUCUGGUGGCUUCCAAAACUCAAACAGUUCUGCACCGGUUCUCUAAUUGAGUGUCCAUUGUUAAAAAGACUUCGAAUUUCAUGGUGUAGUAAAUUUCAGACAUUCAUCUCGGAUUUUAGAGGCACAAACUUCAGCUUUAGCAAUGAAGCUGGAGAAUUGAACUUAGAGGAGAAGUGCAGCAAUGCCACACAACCUCUCUUCGAUGAAAAGGUUUUAUUCCCUCGCUUAGCUGAAAUCGAAAUCUUGGAAUUGGAUAACCUGGAAAAUAUAUGGCACAACCAACUUGCUGCAGGUUCCUUUUGCGAGCUAAGAUCAAUUGAAAUUGAAGACUGUCCAAAGUUAGUGAAUGUUUUUCCAUCAAUUUUGCUAAGAAGAUUCAAGAGACUAGAGACACUGCGGAUAGAGUCUUGUGAAUUGUUAGAAGAGAUAUUUGAGCUUCAAGGAUUGAUUGGUGAAGAAAACGAAGCGUCUGAUGCAUUUCAGUUGAGAGACUUGGACUUGGAAUAUCUACCGAAAUUGAAGCAAAUAUGGAAGGAGGAUCCACAAGAAAUACACAACUUCCGAAAUCUACAUUCAAUAAUUGUUUCAUAUUGUGAUGCUCUGAACAAUCUCUUUCCAUUCUCCAUUGCUAGAGACCUUCCUCACCUUGGAAAGCUUGAGAUAGAACAAUGUGUGUCGGUAAGGGAAAUUGUUGCAAAGGUAGAAGAGGACGAAGCAGUCCCUCGUUUUGAGUUUCCUCAGCUAAUCUCCUUGAGGCUUGCAGAUUUACUAGAAUUUAGGAGCUUCUACCCUGGGAAGCAUACUUUGGCGAUCUCCAAUUUGGAAGAACUUUCACUAGGUGGCAAAGGGACCAGUACCACUUCAAUUAUUAGGUGGCAUUCCAAACUUGGGUCUGACGUGGAUUCCAGGUUGAAAGUUCUAAAGCUGCUCAAUUUUAAGAAAAACUCGGAUCCUAUUCCAUUUGGUUUCCUACAAAGAUUACGCAAUCUGGAAACACUCUCUGUGAGGAGGAGUUCUUUCAAAAGGCUAUUCUUAAAUGAAGGACUUGUUGAUGAGGAACAUAAAUUGAAGUUCACAAAUUUAGUAAUAGAUUCAGUUAAUGAUAUAAGGCAUUUAUGGGAGGAAAAUCACGUAGUGCUUCCACUUCUUCAAAAUCUCAAGACUCUACAAGUCAAUUUUUGUCAAAGUUUGGUCAAUUUAGCACCGUCCUCUGCAUCUUUUCAAAAUUUGUCAACUCUGGAAGUCCACUCUUGCGAUGGAUUAUUGAACUUGAUAACUUCUUCAACAGCAAAAAGUCUCGUGCAACUUGUCAAGUUGAGAAUAAGAUAUUGUGAGAAUGUGACAGAAAUAGUGGCAGAACAGGAAGAUGAAACAAACAAUGAGAUCGUUUUCAGCAAACUAGAAUACUUGGAACUUGUUGCAUUAGAAAGCCUCACAAGCUUUUGCUCAGGAAAUUACACCUUCAAGUUUCCAUCAUUAAAAGAAAUGGUUGUACAAAACUGCCCAAAAAUGAGGUUUUUCUCUCCAGGAGCAGUAAGCACGCCAAAGUUGCAGGGAGUAGUUUGGCAAAGGUAUCCAAAGAACGAAAGGCGUUGGCAGGGUGACCUUAAUUCCACUAUACGUCAGUUGUACACAGAAAUGGUUGGCUUAUGGCAUUUAAAGCUCUCCAGUUUUCCCCAGUUGAAAGAGACAUGGCUUGGCCAGCUUCCAGCGAAUUUCAAUAGCCAAUUAUCCUUUGUUACUGUGGAUGAAUGUGCAUCUCUCUCCACCGCUAUGCCAUCCAAUGUGCUGCAGUUUAUGCAUCAUUUGGAAUAUCUGACUGUGAAAAACUGUGAUUCUCUUGAAGGAGUAUUCAAUUUGGAGAGUCUCAAUGCUGAGGAAGGGCAUCCUCUGCUAUGUGCCAAGUUAGCAAAAUUGAAGUUGAUUGAUCUACCAAGGUUGAGGCAUAUCUGGAACAAAGAUCCUGAAGGAAUUUUGGACUUCAAAAAUCUUGAAGUGCUGAAGGUUCAUAAUUGUAGCAGCUUGAGAAAUAUAUUUACACCAUCCAUGGCAUUGGGCCUUGUGCAACUCCGCAAGAUAGAAAUAAGGAACUGUUCCAUGGUGGAAGAAAUCAUCACAGAGGAGAGAGCAGAACAAGCAUCAAUAGAUAGAUUUAUAUUCCCUUUACUAAAAGUGAUCAUUCUCGAGUCUUUACCCAACUUAACCAGUAUCUACUCUGGAAGUGCUAUUCUGGAAAUUCCAUCCUUAGAAGACAUAACCAUAGACAGUUGUCCACAUAUGAAGACAUUUGUUUCCUCAAUUCUAAGGGAAAACGACCACAAGGUUGCAUUCCCAAACUUGAAAAAAUUGAGCGUGGAAUGGAAUGAGAUCGUGGAGGUGAUACGACAUGACCAAUUUCGAGAAGAGUUCUUCUGCAAACUAGAAGAUCUUGGGCUCGUCCACUUUCCUAGUGACUAUGUUAAUUUUCCUUCCGACUUUCUUCAAAGAUUCACCAAUUUAGAAAACCUUGUUGUAAACGAUGCCUCUUUUGAAGAGAUAGUCCAGCAUGAAGAGACGAAUAGUGGGAAGAAGCAUAUAGGGGUUCUUGCUCAGUUAAAAAAAUUGAAGCUGUCUAGACUGCCGAAACUCGUGCAUCUGUCAAAUGAAGAUUCACAGCCACGCUCAGUUUUUCAAAAUCUGGAAGAACUAGUGGUGUUUAACUGUGGCAGAUUGAAGAUUUUAGUGCCAUCCUCAACUUCUUUUCAAUGUCUCACGACUCUGAAAGUUUCAAAAUGUCAUGGAUUGAUAAAUUUGAUGACUUCCUCAACAGCUAAACACUUUGUGCAACUCAGAUGUAUGAGUAUAACUGAGUGCGAUAUGGUUGAAGAAAUAGUGGUGAACAAGGAGCAUGAAGCAGAAAAUGAGGUUGUUUUCCCCAAGCUGAGUUGGAUGAAACUUAGCUGCUUGCCAAACCUCACAAGCUUCCACUUGGGAAACUGCACAUUCAUGCUUCCGUCUUUGGAAGAAGUCGAAGUGAAAGAAUGCCCCAAGAUGGAAACUUUCUCUCAGGGAGUCAUAAGCACCCCAGAGCUAGAGAGAGUAAUAACUGAAAGUGAUCUUAAAGGGUACUUCUGGGAGGAUGACCUUAAUUCCACAAUACAAAAGUUGCUUGUGGAGACGGGUAAUGGAGUCGCACAAUCCAAAUUGCCAAGCUCAUCCAAGCAGCCAAUCUUAGCCUGUGAAGCUGGUCAGACGAAGAAAGAUGGACUUAGUGUUGUCUCUGGAGGAAAAGCUGCUGAGGUUUUGCUAGUCUCUGAGACUCCAGACACCAUUACAAAUCUCCCUCCUAUUGUUGAAACGAUACAUGAAACCAACAAACAUGUCAGUAAAGUUGUCUUGAAUGAUGAGGAGGAGGAUUCCAAACAGGACCAAAGUUCCUCAAUUUCCAUGAGUUCAGAAACUCAAAUCUGUCUACAAGUUCAAAAGGUUCCUCUAGUAACUGAUGACAGUGGGCCUCCACGGGAAAAAGUUAUGCCUGCUUCUUCAGUUCAGAAAAGUGGCUACGUAUCCCAUGCCAUUGUGGAUGAACUAGGCCCCAUGUCAACCAGUACUGCAUCUUUUACUGAUUCCAUCCCAGCUUCGAAGACUUCAUCUGUUGACCUAAUAAAGGAAAAGUCUUAUUCUCCUGCAGACUUUGUGUUUGGUAUCACCAAAAAUCUUCCUGGUGAUUUGGAUGCCACCACUAAACCUAUAACACAAGAAAAGGCCACCAGAAGCGUUGUGAGGGAACGUGAGAACUCCCAAUUGGCCAUAACAUGCCGAGAUUUUCAUGAAACUUCGAAUGACAAGGAGGAUCCUACACAGCGUCAAAAUUCCCUUACGAACGUAGAUAGUAGAACCCACAUCUCUCUGCAAUUUGAAAAGGAUACUCAGGGAAUUGCUGAGGAACGAGCUACACCUGGUAAUUCAAUUCAGCAAAGCAACCCUAUGUCUCCCUCCAUUACUACUUGGAAGGAUCUCGCACAUGAUUCGCAUAAUGCUUCGAAAGACAAGGAGGAUCCUACACAGCAUCGAAAUUCCCCAACUGCCAUGGAUACUAUAACCCACAUCUCUCAGCAAUUUAAAAAGGAUUCUCAGGCAAUUGCUAAGAGUGAACCUUCACAGGAACAAGUUAGGCCUGAUUCUUCAAUUCAGCAAAGCAACUCUAUAUCUCCCGCCAUUGCUGUUGAAGGAGAUGCUACGUCAACUCUUGCAUUUCCAACAAAGAUUUCUUCUCACUCUCCUCCAAACUUUGAGUCUCUAUUUGCCAGCAUGGAACAAUUGCUAAAAACAAGCCCUGCAUCUUCUUCCCAAUCAGCUUCAUAUUCAAACACUCAAGCUGAAUCUCACAAGUCCAGUGGCAUGAGCUUGGAGACUUAUGACUACUCUAUGGCUGUGAUAAAGAAAAUCUUAACAAAACCCCUGGAAGAAGUAGCAAGAUCAUAUGACAGCCUUUCGUUACUCUCUGCUCUGAAGAAUCUAAAGAACUGUCCUCUUCUGAAUUCUCAGCAAUCAGAAAUCAUUCAAAUCUAUGUUGAGAAUUUUGACAGUUUAGUGACCUACCACCCAUUUUACGAGCAGCAAAUUGACAGGACUAGUGCACUGAAGUUGUCCAUCAAAGAUGGGAAAGAGGGAAUCACUGAGCUGAAGACCCUUUACGAAGAUCUUUCAAGCAAGACUGUCAAUCUUAUUUCAGUCAAGGAAGCACUGAAGAAGAAACUCCGUGAAAUCGAAGAAGAAGAAGAUCAUAUCCAAGAAAAGAUGGAGGUUCUCUAUGCACAGCUGGUCAAUGGGAAAGAAAAGCUGGAAACAGGCAUAUAUGCUCUACCAGAAUCUGAAAGGCAACAAAGAGAAGCACAGGAUAGGGCAAACGAUGCCAAUGAUCAUUGGGCUAAGAUUAGAGGCUUAUUAGCUUAA
Messenger RNA from Dovyalis caffra, 8070 nucleotides. The record is from the annotation of a GenBank genome assembly. NCBI's taxonomy places the organism in Eukaryota, Viridiplantae, Streptophyta, Magnoliopsida, Malpighiales, Salicaceae.